AGGCGGUUUCAUUACAUUUUACUAAUGGAAUACACAGAUCAAAAGCCACUCACCACUCACUUCGUAUCCGCCACCGACUCGCCCGGGUUCACUCACCUGAGCUGGGCUCUGCCUCGCUCCUCCGUCAUCGGACUCGACGCCGAAUGGAAGCCAAUUCGCACCCGUCAAGACACUUUCCCCACCGUCUGUCUCCUCCAAAUCGCUUGCCGACUCGUCGGCAACGACGAUUCUACUGCCCAGCAGAACGAGUCUUUGGUCUUCCUACUUGACCUCUCGACAAUUCCUUUGUCUUCAAUCUACGAGCUAAUGAAGGAUGUGUUCGUGUCGCCUCAUAUUCUCAAAUUAGGGUUUUUAUUUAAACAAGAUUUGGUUUUCUUAUCUUCUACUUUCUGCUCUCAAGGCUGCGAUCCUGGAUUUGAUAGGGUGGAACCCUAUUUUGAUAUUGCAAGCAUAUACAAUUAUCUUCAACACAACCAACCCGGAAGAAAGAUGCCAAAGGAAACCAAGGGCUUGUCAACUAUCUGUGAGGAAAUAUUGGGUUUCUCGCUUUCCAAGGUUUUAUACUUUAACACCCACAUUUUGUCUAUUUGAAGUGUUGAAGAGGAGUUUCAGUCCUUAUGUUGCCAAACCAUGUUCUUGAAUUCUGUUUCAUUCCACGACAUUAAUUUAUGAUUCAAUAAUCUUGCUGCUAUAAAUUACAAUGUACAUUCUUCUAGAAACUUCAAUGCAGUGAUUGGUCAUGCCGUCCUCUUACAGAAGAGCAGAAGGCAUAUGCAGCUGCUGAUGCACACUGUUUGCUUGAGAUAUUUAAUUUCUUCCAGGUCAAAGUUGCCAAAGAAGGGCAUUCUUCAAAUUUGGAUCUUGAGGCUUUAGAGUUGGUCCGCGCCGUCUCUUCUUAAUUUCCUCAAAACACUGUAGA
Messenger RNA from Ilex paraguariensis (yerba mate), 919 nucleotides. NCBI's taxonomy places the organism in Eukaryota, Viridiplantae, Streptophyta, Magnoliopsida, Aquifoliales, Aquifoliaceae. The record is from the annotation of a GenBank genome assembly.